Messenger RNA from Prorocentrum cordatum, 1233 nucleotides. The record is from the annotation of a GenBank genome assembly. Lineage: Eukaryota; Dinophyceae; Prorocentrales; Prorocentraceae.
CGUUGAGGCCCUUCGGGGGGGUGGUGGGAGGGAGGGGGAGCGCGGAGGACGCGACGCACGCAAGCCGCGACGCAGAGACGCCGGACGACGGCAGAGUGAUGGUGAUCCGUGCUCCUCGCGGACAGGAAAAUGCCGAGCCCCGACGGUGGCGACGAGCGCGGAGCGCGGCCCCGGCGGCACACAUGCGCCUGCACGCCGCGGCCAGCACGACACGGCGACAAUGACCGAAUUCCUUGGCACAGGCUGCCGCGCACCCCCGAGCAGCGGCCGCGGCCCGCCCUGGCUGGCACUUCGAGGACGCCGGGCCACCCAGGAGAGCCGCGGUCCCAUCGGACUCGCCAGCAGGGCCUGCAAGAGGGCGCCAACCCCAAAGCUCCGACGAUCCCUGGCCCUGAGAUCCGGGCGUUGCACUUUUUCCACGCCCGGCGUGUUCGCCUGGGCUGCGGACUUCAGGAUGCUGGCCACCAGGGCGUGCGGGAGCCAAGCCGUAAGAUGGCAGACAUUGAGCAAAUUCCUCAUGCGACGAGCCAGGAGGCGGAGAAGGACAGGAGGACGGAGGCGAGGAGGAGGAGGAGGAGGAGGAGGGGGAGGAGAGGAGGACUAGCUCGCCGGAUUGACAAGAGCAGCAUUGACGAAACGCUGGCGCGCACUGGAACGCCAGGGCCUCGGGCGUGUCUGGGGAACGGCCGCACAGACAUGCGCCCGAAAAAACGUGGAAAGCCCGCCACCGCGCUGUGUGCGGCGGUUGGUGCCUGUCGGGCCCUUGUGCGUGGUUUGUUUGUUCAUUGCGCGAAGCGCUCUCGUCCGUGCUCGGGCGGCCCAGCGCCCCGACCGUCGGACUGCUCCAGGACGCGCCCGGCGCAAAGGCCUCACCGCCCGCACGGGUGGCCGCUGGCGGGGCUGCCUCAAACGGUCCUCCUCGCGGCCCAAGCGGCGCCGCCGCGCCCAGGAGCCGAUCACGAGGCGCUCGCAGCAUGCGGGCGCGGGCGGCAGCUGAGCCUCGGGCCCGAGGCGCCACCCGAGGCGCCGCCCGAGGUCAGAAGUCGAGCACGAAGGAGGGUCGCCCAGCCCUAGCGCCAGGCGACUCAGCGUUCGAGAUCAGCUUGAAGGUGCCGCCCAGGUCGAAGGAUCCAUCGGCGGACGCCUCCUGGCGAGCUGGCGAAGCCCGGCGAGCCGACGAAGCACGGCCCGGAGCCCUGCUCGCUGACGAGGCGCAGGGGCGGCGGGCCCUCG